Messenger RNA from Adineta steineri, 1299 nucleotides. Lineage: Eukaryota; Metazoa; Rotifera; Eurotatoria; Adinetida; Adinetidae. The record is from the annotation of a GenBank genome assembly.
AUGACAGUGCUUUAUGAUAAUUCUCUUUCUACAAAACCAUUACCAAAAAGUCAAACAUUAAUAUUUGAUUCUCAUAUAACAACACCAUCAAAAUUAAAUAUUAGAUUAAAAACACAUUCACUUUCAUCUUUAAAUAUUCCAUUGGAAACCUGUGUUAAUUUUAAACAAAUGUCAUCAUUACAAACUAAACAACAAAAAAUUCUAGCUGGUAGUGUUGAUUCUAUUUCUGAAACACAACAUUCAAAUGAUGAUAUAUGGAAUCAUUUUUCAUCAUCAUCAUCAUCAACAUCUUUAAUAAAUAUUUCUUCAUCAAAUAAACAAUUACCAAUAGUUCAACAAGAAUGGCGACAAAUUCUUAAAGAACGUUUUCAUAUAUCAAAUUCAUUUAUUACAUCUACAUCUUUUAAUGAUUCAAUUGUUCGACUUCGACGUAAUCAUCAUUUUAAAAAUAUACAUCAAUCAUCAUUACAAGCUAUUGAUAAAAUACCUAUACGAAAACGUCGUUUUUCUUUCAAUUAUCAUGAAUCUAUUCCAAAAUUUACUUUUCGUGAUUUACCAUCGUCAAAUUCAAGACCAACAUCGUCAAUCAAUCAAUUUGAACAGUCAUCGAAACGUCGAAUGUCUCAAUUUAUUUCAUUACCUGAAAUACGAUCAUUUAAUGAAAAAAAUUCUUUCGAUAGUUCAUCUAAAGUCAAACUGUCACAAUUGCCUAGAUCAUCAUGGAAAAAAUCGAAUUCAUGGUCAUGGAAAUCAAAUAUAAAAAAUAAAGAAAUUCAACGUCAAAUGAUCGACGAUCAUUUUCAUUCGAAUUUACCUGUUAUUAUUGAAUCACCAUUACAACAACGUUCUAAUAUGUAUCAUUCAAAUCUAUCUUUUUCCAAUGAGAAAACUCAACAACGAUCAAAUAAAAAAAUCAGUCCUUUUCCUCAUUCAAUUUCAAACUAUGAUGUAGCACCAAAUUUAUUUUCAUCUCAAUCAAAAAUUCAUUAUCCAUCAACACCUGUUCUUACUCAUUCAUAUAAUAAAAAUUUUGAGAAAUUUAAUUAUCAACGAAAUCUAUCAUCGAUACCUGUUAUGGAUGAUGCUGAUGAUUGUGAUUCAACUUUAAGUGAUAGUAGUUUUCGUUCAUGUAUCAAUAGUAUGGAUGAAUCUUUUGAAGAUCCUAAUACUGAUUCAUCAUCAGCAUCAGAUAGUUAUUUUCAAGAAUUUUCUUCUAUUUAUGAUUUACCAAGAGGAAUUACCAAUGAAACAAUAAAACAUUCUCGAUUAUCUUUUCGACAUAUUUGUACUCUUCAAUAA